AUGACUCUCCAAGACAAAGAUGCGCAAGGCAAGGACUGUGCAGAGCUGUAUCAUAAAGGGGUAAGGAUCAGCGGCGUGUACACCAUCAUUCUCAGUAAAACUGGAAAAAAACUUGAUGUCUACUGCGAUAUGAAGACCGACGGCGGUGGCUGGACGGUGUUCCAAAGACGAAUGGACGGAACUGUGGACUUCUACAGAAACUGGCAGAACUAUAAAUAUGGCUUUGGGAAUCUGAACACUGAAUUCUGGUUAGGAAAUGACAAUAUCUACUUCUUGACCACCCAAGAUAAGUAUGAACUCCGAGUGGACAUGCAGGACGCCCAGGGGUCCAGUCGAUAUGCGCAAUAUCACAGCUUUGCCAUAGGGUCUGAGGCUGACAAAUACAGGCUUGCAGUCAGAGGUCAUUCUGGCACAGCUGGUGACGACCUCACUGGCCAUAACGGUUUGCGUUUUUCUACCAAAGACAAUGACAAUGAUAACAGCGGCGGUAGUUGCUCUCAGACCUUUAAGGGAGCUUGGUGGUAUGGGUCAUGCCACGGGUCCAAUCUUAAUGGUAUGUACUAUCUUGGAGACCACUCUUCCUAUGCGGACGGCGUGGGCUGGGCUAGCUUCAGAGGCAGGUACCACUCCCUUAGGAGGACUGAAAUGAAGAUUCGCCCUCAGGGUUUUAAAGGUUCUACCAUAGCCGUUGGAUGA
This is a messenger RNA of Lingula anatina, 696 nucleotides long. Its product is annotated as ficolin-1-like. Lineage: Eukaryota; Metazoa; Brachiopoda; Lingulata; Lingulida; Lingulidae. The record is from RefSeq and is a predicted model, not a curated record.